This is a messenger RNA of Camellia sinensis, 1391 nucleotides long. RefSeq lists its product as uncharacterized. Gene Ontology annotation, molecular function: protein-folding chaperone binding. NCBI's taxonomy places the organism in Eukaryota, Viridiplantae, Streptophyta, Magnoliopsida, Ericales, Theaceae. The record is from RefSeq and is a predicted model, not a curated record. Gene Ontology annotation, cellular component: cytosol.
AUGGGUGUAGACUACUACAAGAUUCUUCAGGUGGACCGAAGCGCCAAAGACGAUGACUUGAAGAAAGCUUAUCGAAAGCUCGCCAUGAAAUGGCACCCAGAUAAAAACCCUAAUAACAAGAAAGAUUCCGAAGCCAAAUUCAAGCAAAUCUCCGAAGCCUACGAUGUUUUGAGUGAUCCGCAAAAGCGAGCGGUCUAUGAUCAGUACGGCGAAGAAGCAUUGAAGGGACAGGUGCCACCACCAGGUGCCUCCAGUGGAUUUUACGGCGCCUCCGACAGUGGUGGUGGUGGGUCGACGACGUUCCGGUUCAAUCCUCGUAGCGCCGAUGAUAUAUUCUCGGAGUUUUUCGGGUUUUCUACCCCCUUCGGAGGGAUGGGAGACAUGGGAGGCUCGCGAGCCAGCGCUUCUGGGUUUCCCAGGAGUAUGUUUGCUGAGGAUAUAUUUGCUUCUUUUCGGGACAGAGGCGGCGAUGGGUCCAGUAAUGCGCCUCGCAAGGCGGCUUCAAUAGAGCGGACUUUGCCGUGUAGUAUGGAGGAUUUGUACAAGGGGACUACUAAGAAGAUGAAGAUUUCAAGAGAUGUCAUUGAUUCUAGUGGGAGACCCACCACAAUGGAGGAAAUUCUUACAAUUGAGAUCAAGCCAGGUUGGAAGAAGGGAACAAAAAUAACUUUUCCGGAGAAGGGAAAUGAACAACGAGGUGUUAUACCCUCAGACCUUGUCUUCAUUAUUGAUGAGAAGCCUCACAGCCUCUUCAAGAGGGACGGCAAUGAUCUCGUUGUCACCCAGAAGAUUUCCCUCGUGGAAGCUCUGACAGGUUACACUACACAGAUCACCACCCUUGAUGGGCGAAAUCUGACUGUUCCUAUCAAUGCCAUCAUCAGUCCCACCUAUGAAGAAGUUGUUAAAGGGGAGGGCAUGCCAAUCCCCAAGGAACCUUCCAGAAAGGGAAACUUGAGAAUCAAGUUCAUCAUCAAGUUCCCUACGAGGCUUACAUCAGAGCAGAAAACCGGCAUAAAGAGAUUGUUGACAUCCUCAUGAACGUUUGUGGUAGUGCUUUCUACCCGACACAUGUAAGCUUGCAUUUGCUGUAGUUUGCUUUGAUUUGCUCUGGAAAGAAAAAUCAUAUAUUACUGAAUAGGGGAUUUCAUCGAAACCGUUGCUUCGGGUUUUGUUUUUUUUAAAAAUUUAUUUAUUGUUUUCUAUGUUUAUUUAUCAAAAAAAAAAAAAAAUUUGUUUCCUAUUUGGCAGCUAUCUUGUAUACUUUCCAGUUUAGUUUGUGAGUUAAAAUUUCCUUGUAUUUCCAGCAUAAAAAGAAAAAAAGAAAUUUUGCUGAACCUCCUUGUCUGGACAAUUGUUAGACCAUUGGCAUCUUAAUUUGGUUUCUAUUCUCA